GCAACAGGACAGUUUUAUAUAUAGUGCUAUAUGUCAUAUCGCAAUGGGGUGCUUGCUUGAUCUUGGAUUAGAUAUGUCAUGGACGAACGAAUAUGAUAUCUUACAUGUAACAUUUGAUCGACUGGAUGUUGUUUGGGUGUAUUGCAUCGUACGAAAUAAAUUCGAACGAAUUAACUUGUUUCAUGUUCGCCGCCAUCUUGGAUAUUGUGUUUUUCUUUUAUGAGGCUGGGCAGUGUGAAAAAAAAAUAAAGGUCUUUUGUGCAUAAUAUAUGUCCAAAAGCACAAUGAGUGCUGAAUCAAAUGAUACCUCAGGAGGUGAUGGUGUAGUUAAUGUGUUGGACGACAUUUUGGAAGGACACACUGGAGAUGAUGAUUUAAGUGCAGAAAUUGUAGAAGAGGAAAAACCAGAACCAGAAAAGCCUGUUGAAGUGAAAAAGCCUCGUAUGGGAACACCAGGUACUAGAAAAAGUAAGAAAAAAGCCCAAUCUGCAACAGCAAAACGUUUGGCAGCCCAGCGUGCUGCAGAAUUGAAGGCAAAGGCUGCAAAAGAAGAAGAGGAAAAGGGGGCCACAGUAAUAGAAAAUGUUGACCAGGACCAACAGGUUGCCGGUGAAAGUACGGAGAAGUUAGUCGAGGAUCCACCAAGACAAGAAUCGCCCAAAAAGAAAACAGUGUCAAAGACCAAGGCAAAGGAAUCAAGCAAGACAAAAACGAAAUCUCCAAAAGUCAGCAAAUCUCCAAAGAAGAAAGUAUCUACUGAAAAUAUCUCACAAGAUGAAGAAAAUGAGUCCACUGAAGGUGAGAAAACACAGGAAGAAGGAGAGACAACAGAGCCACGCCCCAUCCCAGAGCCCAUAGAUGCUCAGGAUUAUGACACUCGCAGUGAGGCAGGCUCCAGUGACGGAAGCUUAAACAAUGACGAGUCAGGAGAAUCAGACUUGGAUGGAGAAGGAGAAGAUUCUGUACCUGAAAAAAAGAAGCGGAAAACUAGAGACAUCUCUCCCAUAGAGUGGGAUAGAAAGAGUGAGGGGAAAAGUGAGGAAGAGGAAGGAGAAGAAGAAGAUGGCAAAAGUGAUGAUAACAAAAGUGAAAAAUCAGAGGACUCCACUGUUAGAAGAAUGAGUUCGAAGAUGAAAUACAUCUUCCGUGGAGCAAGAUACUUUGUGAUCAAAAGCAACAAUCAUGAAAAUGUGGCCCUAGCCAAAGCUAAGGGUGUCUGGUCUACACCUCCCCAGAAUGAAAUCCGUCUGAACAAUGCCUACAAGAGUUGUGAUAAUGUGAUACUCGUAUUUUCUGUCAGGGAAAGUGGAAAGUUUCAAGGUUUUGCACGCAUUGCUGAUGAAUCCACAAAAGACCAUCCUCCAAUUCGGUGGGUGCUGCCCCCUGGUUUGAGUGCAAGAGCACUUAGUGGUGUUUUUAAGCUUGACUGGAUCAACAGGAAAGAUCUUGCUUUCACAAAGACCCAACAUCUUCAUAAUGCAUGGAAUGACAACAAACCAGUAAAGAUUGGAAGAGAUGGACAAGAAGUGGAACCAAGAUGUGGAGAGGCUCUCUGUAAAAUGUUUCCUCCUGAUGAAAAUGUGGAUCUUUCAUCCAUUGCAAGAAAAGCUCGUAAAUCUGCGCGCAGUGGAGGAGGACAUCCGGAGAUAACAGAAAGAAGAAUUCGUGGGGGUUAUCGGGGGCGUCAUGAUUUCAUUAGGCAUAGACCGUUCAGAGAUGACUUCUAUGAUCAGGACAGGAGAAAGAGAGGACGAGACGAGAUGGAGCAUGGCAGAGGUUUCUAUAACAAAGACAGAAGAAUGGACAGAUCACAAAGAUAUGGAGUCCGGAGGGAAACAUUCAUCAAUGGGCAUGGUAUGGUACAUCGUCCAGACCGAUGUGAGUCAUACAGCGACUACAUAAGGGAAUUCACCCACAGCAGAGCACCCCCACCCCCCAUGCCACCUUAUGGACCACCUCCACCAGGAUUUGCCAUGGAUCCCAUGAUCCCUUACAGUGGUCAUUAUGAUCAAAGACCAAGAGAAUACAUGAUGCCCUCCCCAGAAUUCAGCAUGGCCUCUAUCUCGAGAUCCAGAGCAGACAAAAGAUCUGCAUACCAUACUAUGAACAGAGCUGCCAACCCUCACGAUUUUAGCUAUGAGAGGGAUGUUGAUGAUUUCCUGAGGAGAACUACAGAAGGAAGUAGACGCCGUCGACACAGCAGUGGUGAUCGCGAUCGCAGUCGAGAACGGGACCACCAUCGACACCGAGAGCGCAGAUAACAUUGCUGACCAAAUCCGUAUCAUUCAUUGUGCAAUGUACAUGUACUUCAUUUACAUUGAAUUUAUUAGUCAUUGAUGUCCAAUGUCAUUUUAAAUACACUGUACAAAUAUAGAUAUGUGUAUGUACGUGUGUGUUUUAUGUGAGUGUAGAUGUAUAUAUAGUCGCACACACACGUGAAAAUGAAACUUAAGUUGCCCUCUUUGUUUGCUUUGCAUGGUAAAGUGCCAUAGAGUUUGGUUAGUCCCUGUUGUGAGUAAGAUGGGGUAGUAAGUGAACAAGUUGCACAGUACUUAUUAUGACUGUUUGGAAAUAUGGUUACAAGUUGUAACUUUCAUUAUGCACAUACAUUGCACAUAUUUAUGAACAGGUACAUGUAUAUGCAUUUUUGUUCCAUUGUAAUUACACUGCCAUCAUUUGUACCAGUUUGGAUAAGAGUCUACAUUUUUAUUUCAUUACUAAAUUCAUCAUCUUAUUGCUGUCAUUAUUUGUAAUAAUCUGGAUAAAUAUAACCAUUUUUAUACAGUUCAUUAUUAAAUUUUCCGUUUUAUCAUCGUAAUUAUUUGUUCCAGUUUGGGUAUUUAUAUGUUUCAUUACUAAGUAUGAAAUACUACCCGGUACUGUUAGCAAGAUCUUGGGGAAUAACUUAAUAGGUAUAGAGAGCCGUGAGUACAAGUUUGGUUGUGUGCAUUGUAAGGUUUGUACAUUUCUUUUGUAAGAUACGACACGAGGGCAGGAUUAUACUUUAUCUCUGUUGUACAUUUUGCACAUAAGUACAGUGUAUUAUAAAAGAAAUAUCUUUAUCUGAAUUUAUUUGUGAAAUAAACAAUUAAUUUUG
Molecule: messenger RNA, 3097 nt
Organism: Ostrea edulis (European flat oyster)
Lineage: Eukaryota; Metazoa; Mollusca; Bivalvia; Ostreida; Ostreidae
Product: YTH domain-containing protein 1-like
Exons: 19
Coding region: 270-2261 (663 amino acids)
Biological process (GO): regulation of alternative mRNA splicing, via spliceosome; mRNA splicing, via spliceosome
Cellular component (GO): nucleoplasm
Molecular function (GO): N6-methyladenosine-containing RNA reader activity; mRNA binding
Source: RefSeq, a predicted model, not a curated record